GCGGGAAAAACGGGUCGCAAAACUGCACAAUAUUACAGUGGCAGGUCGCGAGGCAGGCACGUAAAACAGCGGCAGGUUGCGAGGCAGGCACGUAAAACAGCGGCAGGUCGCGAGGCAGGCACGUAAAACAGCGGCAGGUCGCGAGGCAGGAGUGACAGGUCCGGUGACAGCUCCACCCGUCACGGAAAGAUUUUACUCCUACUGCUUCAAGAAAUGACCGAAGUAAUACGAGAUCCACGCAGUUAAAAUGCUGGUCCAGGUGAAGUUCGGCCAACUGCAGAAGUAUGUCAAGCUGGAUUGUGUUGAAGGACGGUUUGACUUUGUGCAAUUUCAUGAAAAAGUCAUUGAGAGAUUUUGCUUGCCACCUGAUGCAAAAGUUACACAAGGAUGCAACUGAGACAGAAGUCGAUGCAGAAAUAUUCAGUGACCUUGUUGAACAAGGCAAUUUGGCGCUGACUGUUUUCUCUAAGGAUGAAUUUUCUGACGCCUUUUCUUCUGCAUCCGAGACUGAUUCAAGCUGCAGCUCAGGUGCAUCCGCUGUAAUCUUAAGGGAGGUCCCUAAUAAGAGACAAAGAAUUGAGGAGUCUAAUGCACUGACUGCUAAACAGUUAGUUGAAGAUGUGCUAAAGUCCAGGUCAGGUGGUAAAGAAGUACUGCAGGAGUAUCAAGCAACAGAAACCCUUUCUGAUGCCACAAGAAGACAUAUGGUUAACAUACUAGUGGCUCACGUGAUGGAUACACAUGGGUACCUCCCGCCUAAAGCAAUCAGAGAACAGUAUGCUCUUGGGAUAGUGGUGCCGUUUCCUUCCCUUAAAGAUCCAUAUUCAAGGAGAGGCUUUGAACACUUCUAUGAUGCUGCAAGCCACACGGGAUAUAUUGCUUGGCGUAUGAAAACAGUCCAAUGGAAGAUUCGUCGAGGAUCUGUAUCACCAGAUAGAUGAAGCCCUGCUGAUGUUUCUCCAGGAGGCCCAAAGUGUCAAAUAUGCACUAAUUUGGAAGGGCAACUUUCUGGGGAUGCUUGCCAAGAGGUCUUUGCUCAGCCAUAUCACAGACAGGUCCAUGAUUUUUCAGAAGAUGAGAGAGACCUUUCAGCAUCGUCAAAAGCUUGUUACUGAUUCUAGUGUUGACAUUCUCUCAACUUUUUCAAGAUUCUUGGAUACAAGAGGACUGCUACGUGUAGAAUAAUGUUUUAAUGGUCUUGCACUUUAACAGUAUUUUUUUAGUUUAACAUUGUUUUUCUUAAAGGUGGAUCAAGAUUUCACACUCUUAUUUGAUGAUGAGACAUCUUCCGGGCUGCUUCAAAAGUGGGACACGUUCUUCAGGCCAAAUAUCAUAAAAGAGGCUAAGCAGCUCACUUCAACACCAGAGCUGAAUCAGUUGUUGCUGUCAGCAGAAAGUCCCCAAGGAAGUGAUCUUGAUGAGAAAAUUUACGACCGAGAAAUGGCAUCCCUUCUGUUGCUGAUACAUCUCCUUCCACCACCAUCAGGAGGGCCAAAAUCUCCGAAAAUGAGUGCAUGCGAUGCUGUUGGAAGACUUGUAAUGUUUCAUAAGGUAGUGACAUUAUAAUAAUUUAUGACCUGUUUAGCUAUGUUUACAUGUUCGUAGCUCAAAGGUGGAUGAGAUUAAAACGUCAUCUUUUUAGGCAUUACCAUCUUCCAGUAACCAACGAGUUGAUGUUUAAAUAAUCAAUGUUUUGUCAUUUUGUAUAUCCUACCUUCAUUUGUAAUGUCACAUUUUUA
This is a messenger RNA of Triplophysa rosa, 1739 nucleotides long. RefSeq lists its product as uncharacterized. The transcript is spliced from 8 exons. Bases 285 to 941 code for a protein of 218 amino acids. Lineage: Eukaryota; Metazoa; Chordata; Actinopteri; Cypriniformes; Nemacheilidae. The record is from RefSeq and is a predicted model, not a curated record.